UUCGAAGCCACUCGAUUAUCCAAUAAAGUCGUGGAUGAUCCUAAAUCGUUUUAUCAGAAACUUAUCUAAAAGAAAGUCGUUUUUUUCUCAGAAACAAGUGUCUAAUACAGAUAAGUGUUAUGUGACAGUGAAAACGUUCAAAACUGACUGUUACAACAAUGGAUUUAUGCCUUUUACGCAUUUAUUUCUAUAAACUAAGAACAUCGACUCUAUAAAAAACCUAGUUAUCAAACAAAGUUUGUGGUGGCUUUCAAAUGUACUCUGUGGUGGCUUUUGUGUAAACCGACUGAACGCAAAGUUAUUUUUAUAUCAUAGCCUAAUUCUUAGAGUUGCGUUUUCCUGUUUUAUUGCCUACUUCAGUAGGCACGUAAGAAAUGGACGACAUAAUCUUUAUCGGCGACUGGAUAAAAGAAAGAGAACUUGGAAAAGGAAGUUUUGGUACAGUAGUGCUAUGGAAACACAAAAAAACAGACGAGAAACUAGCUAUCAAGACUUGCCAGUGGGGUAACGAGCUUAGUGAGAAACACAGAGAACGAUGGACGAAGGAAGUGGAAAUGUUACAAAGUUGCAGGAAUCCCAAUAUUGUGGGGACAAAGGAUCUGCCGCCAGAGUUCGAAACGGGGUUGGAGCGCGCAAACCCGUCGCGCCUUCCAAUACUCUGCAUGGAGUACUGCAGCGGUGGUGACCUUCGACAGGUGCUCAACAAGCCUGAAUCCUGCUCAGGUCUAAAGGAACAACAAAUCAGGCAGAUACUGAGUGAUCUCAGAAACGCCAUGCAUUUCCUCCAUCAGAACAAAAUAACACACAGAGACCUCAAGCCAGAGAACAUAGUCAUGCACAUAUUAGACACAGUACAGACCAAUGUAGCUGUUCAAGGCCAAAGGAAGGUUAUAUACAAACUUAUUGACCUCGGUUAUGCUAAGGAAAUAGAUUCUAACUCUGUUUGUGCCAGUCUAGUUGGAACUUUACAAUACUUAGCCCCAGAAAUUAUUUAUAGUAAAACCUACAGUAACUCUGUUGAUUUUUGGUCAUUCGGUUUGGUUGCAUUUGAACUUAUUUGUGGCAGGAGACCAUUUUUGCCUUUCAUGGCUCCUGUGCAGUGGAUGCCGCAUGUAAAGAAGAAGGCUCAUGAGAAUAUUUGUGUGUAUGAAACUUUCCAUGGUGAUAUUGAAUAUUCCAAUGAAGUGUUCCCUGAAAACUUUAUUUCAAAACCGUUCAAAGCUCUCAUUGAAGAUUGGCUGAGAAUUGCUUUAGAGUGGGACCCUAGGUUGAGAGGCAGGGAUGCACCGUCUAGAGUCACAUUCAACAUACCAUCAGAACAAAAAGAAGCAGCUAGCAAGAUAGUUAUUUUUGAUGUCCUUGAAAAGAUUUUAACAAAGAAAAUAGUCAAAAUAUUUUCUGUAGCAACAUUGUCCCCGCUAGCUUAUGAAGUUGAUGAGGCAACCACAGUUCUAAUGCUGAAAUCUAAAAUAUUCAAUGAUACUCAGAUACCCAUGAGUGAACAGAUAUUAAUCACUCAGAUGAACUAUAUGGAGCCUGCAGACGAUGAAUGUAUAGUUAAAUAUUGGAAUGAAAACAUCAUGUUAUUCUUGUACAAUAAGAAGUAUAUCAUCAAAGAUAAUGUAAAAGCAAUAGUGCCAAUGGCUAUACAAAGGUGUCUAGAACACCCAAAGACAUUAUAUAACUUCAAGAACAGCCAAAAUCUAUACAAAAAUGGUUUCUAUCUUGUCUUGUCACAAAUGGAAAUAUAUGACUCACUUAUCAAUGGAUUGUUUGUAAGAGCAGAGUCGUUGAAAUAUGAAGGAAAACAAUUGCUACUCAAACAUAACUCCGUUGAUAAAAAUCUUGGGAAUCUUCUAGCUAAACAUGAAACCCUGAAACAGUUGACUGAUGCUGGUAAAACACACAUUUCUGCAUUACAAGAUGGCCCUAAUGGAACAAACCUUCUUGGUGGUUUUGAAAAAAUAUUCAAGAAUACAGAUGAUAUCUCGGAAAGAAUAAACAAACUGCAAACCGCGUGGACUCAACUUACAGUGAGACUUCAGUCUGCCACUAGACGAAGCAAUGAAGUUAUUACUGCUGAUAUCAACAACUUUGUCACUAAAUACAAUUACCAAGCAGUAUAUGCUAAUGCUUACAAAGCCUUCUUAGCUCAUAAAAAAGCAGAAUCCAUGAACCGAUCAAGGGAGAAGCAAUGCACUGACAUUACCAAAAUAAGCUAUGACUGUCUCAAAGUCAGAAGCAAGAUAUUAGAAGAAGUUCACCAACAACCAUUUGUACUGAAACUUAUGGAUGUAAGCACAGAGUUCUCCAAGAUUGGUGAUAUUGUACUCAAUGCAGCAGAUAAUACAAAUAAAUUGGCCGCUGACCUAAGCAAUGUUCUGGAGGAACUGACAAACUGUACUUGGUCAACUAUCAGUCUUGUGGUGAAAGACGCUGAAGGUUUUGCAAAUGUUCCUUAUAGUGUGGUGUCUUUUGAGAAGAAGGAUUUCAAAAUUGGUGAACCUGUGUCUAAUCACUGCAUGAGAAUGACUAACAAGUUAGAAGAUGACGAGGAACUAAAGUCCAUUAUUGAAGACAGUCUGAAAAUCAGGAAGAGUCAAAUGAAUUUGUCUAUGAAAUUAAAUUCCCAAAAAGAGCUGCUGAACAAAUCAAUAUUAGACUUUAGCUUUUUAAAAGACGCUUAAGUGUUUAUGAGAUUGUGAUUUAUAACGUAAUUAUGUGCCUUA
Molecule: messenger RNA, 2729 nt
Organism: Helicoverpa armigera (cotton bollworm)
Lineage: Eukaryota; Metazoa; Arthropoda; Insecta; Lepidoptera; Noctuidae
Gene: IKKbeta
Product: inhibitor of nuclear factor kappa-B kinase subunit beta
Exons: 1
Coding region: 375-2687 (770 amino acids)
Biological process (GO): peptidyl-serine phosphorylation; tumor necrosis factor-mediated signaling pathway; positive regulation of transcription by RNA polymerase II
Cellular component (GO): IkappaB kinase complex; cytoplasm
Molecular function (GO): ATP binding; IkappaB kinase activity
Source: RefSeq, a predicted model, not a curated record